AGCAGCGGGUCCAGCAGGGCCGCUCCAGUGCCGCACUCACUCAGCCCUCUCCGCGCGCUAACUGACGUGUUUUGCGCAUUUCCUGGACCAGCCUUCAGACACACACAGUCGGGAGAAAAAUAGGCAGGUCUGCAGGAAACUGAGUACCGACGGACAAACAAGGAUCCUGGAAGAAUCAAGUGAGUACGAAACCCUUGUAAACACUGGUUCUCCUGUCUGGGGCGAAUCGAAAGACGCUUUUGCAGGGACAACUUUCCUCCCAAUGCGCGGAGGAGACACAUCCAGCGCUCCAGCCAGACGAGGGAACAGGCUGCUCACCCUGAGGAGAUCCAGCAUACAUUUCUGGCAUAUUUUGAGGUGUGGAAUGCUGGUCCUAUCGCUGCUGAUACACUGUAGCUGUCCGUUUUCGCUCACACUUGCAUUGCUGACUGCCUACAGCGGUGUUUGGACAGCUUCAAGAUCACAUGCAGGUUGUCCGUAGGUCAUAGCAAUAGACUCCCUUUCUGCCUGGACCUUCUACACUUUGCGUGCAGAUCCACGAGGACGACGAAGGGCAUUUACUGUUAUUUCCUAAAGAGAAACAAUCCCGAAUACAAACCGGUGGACCGUGACACAGCCUAAACUGGUUGAAUAAUUAACCAGGCGCUGAAGUGGAAUAUUGUUACUAAAGCUCUCAAAAGUGGCCAUGGUGAUUUUUAACGGUCUGCUGAAGAUUAAGAUCUGCGAGGCUUUGGACCUGAAGCCCACAGCCUGGUCUCUGAGACACGUCGUCGGCCCCAAGACGCAAACCUUCCUGCUGGACACUUACAUCUCCCUCAACGUAGAUGAUUUUCGCGUGGGUCAGACCUCGACCAAGCAGAAGACCAACAGUCCCGUCUGGCACGAUGAGUUUGUGACGGAGGUGCACGACGGCCGGAAGAUCGAGCUGUCGGUGUUUCAUGACGCGCCGAUUGGCUACGACGACUUUGUAGCCAACUGCACCAUUCAGUUCGAGGAGUUGCUGCAAAACGGCAGCAAACACUUCGAAGACUGGAUAGACUUGGAGCCAGAGGGAAAGGUUUAUGUCAUUAUCAACUUGUCUGGAUCAUCCAGUGAAGCAGGAAGCUGUGAGAAUGAGGAGCGUGUAUUUCGUGAACGCAUGCGUCCCAGGAAAAGGCAGGGAGCUGUCCGGAGGAGGGUGCAUCAAGUCAGCGGACACAAGUUCAUGGCCACCUACCUGAGACAGCCCACCUACUGCUCGCACUGCCGCGACUUCAUCUGUUUUGACAUAACCAGUAUCUCUCAGGGUCCAGAUCCGCAGCCCUUACCCAUAUACCCGCAGUUAGAAGAGGAUCGAUCCAAAUCUGCACCCACAUCACCAUGUGACCAGGCGCAGUUAGAAGAGGAUCGAUCCAAAUCUGCACCCACAUCACCAUGUGACCAGGAUAUAAAGGACCUGGAGAACUUCAGAAAGGCACUUUCGUUUGACCAUCGCGGUGAGGAGCUGAAGCCAGCCUCGUCCUCCUCUCUGUCCGAGGAGACGCGGGAGGCCAGAGAGAACAGAGAGGUGAAGACGCUCCAGACCAAAAGGAUGAUGCUGGAAGACUUCUCCUUCAUCAAAGUGCUCGGGAAAGGCAGCUUCGGCAAGGUGUUGCUGGCAGAGUUAAGAGGCACUGAUGAGGUUUAUGCGGUGAAAGUGUUGAAGAAAGACGUGAUCCUGCAGGACGAUGACGUGGACUGCACUAUGACUGAGAAACGCAUUCUAGCGCUGGCCAGAAAACACCCUUACCUGACCCAACUCUACUGCUGCUUUCAGACCAAGGACCAUUUGUUCUUCGUCAUGGAAUAUGUGAACGGCGGAGACCUGAUGUUCCAGAUCCAACGUUCACGCAAAUUCGAUGAAGCUCGUUCCCGGUUUUACGCUGCUGAGGUGACCUCAGCCCUCAUGUUCCUGCACCAAAAUGGGGUCAUUUACAGGGAUUUGAAGCUAGACAACAUUCUGCUGGAUGCAGAGGGUCACUGUAAACUGGCAGACUUUGGCAUGUGUAAGGAGGGAAUCCUGGAAGGCAUCACAACCACAACAUUCUGUGGCACACCAGAUUACAUUGCCCCGGAGAUCCUGCAGGAGCUUGAGUACGGCCCGUCAGUGGACUGGUGGGCUCUAGGUGUGCUGAUGUAUGAGAUGAUGGCUGGUCAGCCUCCUUUUGAAGCUGAUAAUGAGGACGACCUUUUUGAGUCUAUUCUCCACGAUGACGUCCUAUAUCCCGUGUGGCUCAGCAAAGAGGCCGUCAGCAUUCUUAAAGCGUUCAUGACGAAGAGCCCCAGUAAGCGGUUGGGUUGCGUAGUGUCCCAAGGACUAGAGGAAGCUAUUAAAGUACAUCCGUUCUUCAAAGAGAUUGAUUGGGUACUUCUGGAACAGAGGAAGAUCAAGCCACCUUUCAAACCACGUAUUAAAACCAAAAGGGAUGUCAACAAUUUUGACCAGGACUUCACCCGUGAGGAGCCGGUGCUCACCCCGGUGGAAGAUGCCAUUAUCAAGCAGAUCAACCAGGAUGAGUUCAAGGGCUUCUCUUACUUCAGCGAAGAGACCCUGUCCUAAUACUAAAACCUCCAUCUCCUGCGCUGUGCUUGGUGAACGCAAACUCUGUGAAUGCCCAUGAGCUGAUCGUGGACCAUCAUUGACCAAAAAUUUGAUGCUUUAAUUUAAAAGUAGAGAGUUAGGCGUUAUAAUCUUUCCUGCUGAACCCCAAAAACCGUACGUGUGUGCACAGAUACUCACUCAUUUGCACCGAAUGAAACUGAGUCCUUUUUAUUUAAUGUAUUUAAAACACUGAAGGGAGCUCAUGUGACGUCACUGAAGCAGCUGGAUAGAGCUCAUAAGAAGGCCAUUUCAUGUUUCAUUUCUCCUCCCAUCAUGCAGUGUAUCAGUGGUACACCUGGAGUCAACCCAUUUACACUAGCACCGUUUUGAAAUUCAAAAACCAAAUGUAAAGAACACGUUUUGCAGAUGUGAUGCUUAUAAACGUGUGAAUUGGGAGUUUUAAGCACAGCAUUGGGAUCUGAUCACAUGAUGGUCUGAUAGCCAGAGACAGUGAUUCGGAUGGUACUGGGAAGGACUCAGAACUGCCUUUCAUGAGACCAUCACGCCAUUUCCAUUUGAAACAGCAGUGUGACAUAUACGCAAGUCACCAAAACAAGUGUUGUGUGUGUGUGUGUGUGUGUGUGUGUGCGUGCGUGUGCGUGUGCGUGUGUGUGUGUGUGUGUCGUUUUUCUCAUUAUAUUACUGGAUUGUUUUGUUGCUAGGAUGUGGAAAUUGUUGGUUUCUCUACAAUGCAACAAGACCUUUCAUUAUGAAUGGGUCAGGACAGUAGCCAAUCCUGUCUCUACAGUCUACAGUACGUACAAGUCCUGAUUACCCUGAUCAUUAGCCUGUGAACUUU
Molecule: messenger RNA, 3419 nt
Organism: Sinocyclocheilus anshuiensis
Lineage: Eukaryota; Metazoa; Chordata; Actinopteri; Cypriniformes; Cyprinidae
Product: protein kinase C epsilon type
Exons: 13
Coding region: 686-2578 (630 amino acids)
Biological process (GO): protein phosphorylation
Molecular function (GO): ATP binding; diacylglycerol-dependent serine/threonine kinase activity
Source: RefSeq, a predicted model, not a curated record